GAGCACCAAAGUCAGGCCUGUAGCGGUAAAUCAACGAAACAGAGAACUGUAGAAGCAAAGAAGCAGCGAACUAGCGAAGCAGACAAGUAGAGACCUGCUGCCACUCACGCCGGCCGACGUUCGCCACUUCGCCGGAAAGCUCGGAAUCAGCCUAGUCGUCACGGCUUCGCCCUCCGGCCUCCACCCUUGCCUGCUCUCUGAGCCAGUAGUCUUCCAAUUUUCAUGAGGAAGCUUGAAUAAAUGCUGCAACUUUCCGUCAGCUGCCUCUCUGUUCAGUCCUCUACUUCACUAAUUCUGUGUCCCCGUUCGCCAUUAUGUUUAAAACCCCAAAGUUCUUUCCUCCCAAAGACACUUGAAUGGAAUUCCUGGAGAUCUUUUGCAAUUGGACAUUCUCCAUUACUAUCAAGAUCGAGGAAAUCAAUCUGCAGACCGCUCUUGGGGAAAUACGUCAGUGAAGAUUACCUGGUGAAGAAACUGUCAGCCAAAGAAAUUGAAGAGCUGAUAAAGGGAGAAAGGAAUGUGCCCCUAAUAAUCGAUUUCUUUGCCACAUGGUGCGGCCCUUGUAUACUUAUGGCUCAGGAACUUGAAAUGCUUGCUGUAGAGUACGAAAGUAAAGCACUCAUUGUGAAGGUUGACACAGAUGAGGAAUACGAAUUUGCCAAUGAUAUGCAGGUCCGAGGAUUACCCACAAUGUACUUCAUCAGCCCAGAUCCAAGGAAAGAUGCAAUCAGAACUGAAGGGCUCAUCCCAAUACAAAUGAUGAGAGAUAUCAUUGAUAAAGAAAUGUAAACCAUUGUAGUUUUCCUCUUCUCUCAGGAAGUUUCUGUACCUUUGCUCUUGUCUAUGAUGCUGUAUUAUGAGGUAUUGAAUUCAAUUAGAACAUCUCCAGUUCAAUGAUAAUAAAGGCCAAAAAGCUCCAAC
This is a messenger RNA of Cuscuta epithymum, 921 nucleotides long. Lineage: Eukaryota; Viridiplantae; Streptophyta; Magnoliopsida; Solanales; Convolvulaceae. The record is from the annotation of a GenBank genome assembly.